AUGGCAGCACUGCCUGUUGGUCUGUUUCCCAAGCUCGGCAUAUUCUCUGGCUACUCAAGAUUGCUCCGAAAUGGCACGCGAUUUCUCGACUAUGCAAGCACCCGAGGCGGUUCCAGUACAACGGUAUGGGACGUUUCAUGGGGCAGCGUGUUUCCCUGUGCGAACGGAGCUGCGAGCGCAGCGGUCAUGCGAUAUUUUCUAGGACGCUCAAAGGAGAGGCGCGAGGUCAUGCCCGAAAAGCUUGCGGCGAUGCCAGUAGAGGCGAAGGCACAGACAGGGUCAGAGUCCUUGAACGACAAGAGUUCUUCUUCCAGAACAGCGUCAUCCACGUCACAUAUGAGCCGCUUCAGGACCGUAGAUCCUGUCACACCAAACAAGAUACCUCAGAGGCGCUAUCAGGUCCUCAAUGUUUUCUAUUUCCGAAGGAAGUCGAGCGCCCGGACUCUACUGGGUAUCUGCAUCAAGUUGGGAGACCGGACCUGGUUUCGCAUUCUAUCUUUCAUAGCUCUUCUGGGCUUGUCCGCAUUUCUUGGGCUCAUCGGCGCCUAUGGAACGGCGGCCGUUGUCGUCAGCUCGGCUUUGUCUCAAGCAGUCGCCUGGAAUAUCAAGAUCCAGCGUCCGCCGGGUUAUCUCAGCAACAACGAGGCACACGACGCCUGCAUGCUUGUAGCAUCCCACCAAAAUGCGACAGAGUGGAACCUAUUGAUCGGGGACCGCGGUAUUGUCGAUACGUUACUCAACAAGCCUAUGUUCCUCGUACCUUCCGGCAAGGGCGUGGACAUGGCUGCCUCCUGGUUCUGGUUUGCGAACCUUGUUCAGCUGAUAGCCAUGACAUUUGUCGCCGGCCAGAAAGGCUGGGACGGCGUUGCCUUGGUGCUUCUCCUUGGUCUUCACUGGGCCGUUUUCAAUAUCUUCCCGCGGUCCGGUCUAGUCCACUCAUGGCUCCAGACAGAAGGGAUUGAUGCCGUGCUGAAAAGCUACGAAUUCGGUGGACGAAUGGCUAUGAUGGGGGCAAUUCAGGCCUUCAGCAAGUCCAAAAUUACGAGGUGGAUGGACGACAUUAUCGUUCCACACCCCCGCCGCGAUGCUCUUCUUAGCUGCAUUGAGGGGAAGGCAGUCUUUGGGCCUGAGUUCUCCGAGAGUGAUCAAAAGAGAACUCAAUCAAUGGCUGAGGCCUCACUUGCUGCCGCGCAGGUUCUGGAGAGGGAUUUUCAUCCGAGUCGUGUCCUCCCUAUCCCGCCCAAGGCUGCUGUUUGA
This is a messenger RNA of Verticillium alfalfae VaMs.102, 1257 nucleotides long. RefSeq lists its product as hypothetical. The coding region runs from base 1 to 1257 and encodes 418 amino acids. Lineage: Eukaryota; Fungi; Ascomycota; Sordariomycetes; Glomerellales; Plectosphaerellaceae. The transcript has a single exon. The record is from RefSeq and is a predicted model, not a curated record.